This is a messenger RNA of Callithrix jacchus (white-tufted-ear marmoset), 4867 nucleotides long. RefSeq names its product zinc finger CCCH-type containing 7A (gene ZC3H7A). Lineage: Eukaryota; Metazoa; Chordata; Mammalia; Primates; Cebidae. Gene Ontology annotation, molecular function: protein binding; miRNA binding; metal ion binding. The record is from RefSeq and is a predicted model, not a curated record. Gene Ontology annotation, biological process: miRNA processing.
GCUGAUCCCAGAAUAAUAUUCCAGUUUGCAAGAGUUCAAUUAGUUUAAUGAAAUUCCUAUUUAAUUGAAUUUCUUGCUUUAAAAUGAACUGUUCAAAGUGUCUUCCCUUGGGCCAGGCAUGGGUCACGCCUGUAAUCUCAAUGCUUUGGGAGGCUAAGGUGGGCAGAUUGCUUGAGCCCAGAAGUUUGAGACCAGCCUGGGCAAUAUAGUGGGACACUGUCUCUACAAAAAGUACAGAUUAGCCGGGUAUAAUGGCAUGUGCUUGUACUCCCAGCUACUUGGGGGGCUGAGGUGGGAGGAUUGAGCUCUGGAGGUUGAGGCUGCAGUGAGCUAUGAUUAUGCCACUGCACUCCAGCCUGGGCCACAGAUCGAGACUGUCUCAAAGACUAAACAAAAGCACAAAGUGCCUUCUUCCCUGGAAGUCUUUUUUUAUUUAGGAGAAGAGGUGAUCGGUGAAACUCGUCAUUGUAUACCUUGAGGAGUUGCUUUUGGUUUCAGGUGUUUUUCCAUCGCUGUUUCCAGACAAUUCCCACUAUUUUAAUUCACUUCCCACCUUGUUCCCCUAAAGGGUUGAAGGCCAAGUCUCACCAGAGCAGGCUCUCUUUGCAUGGAGCCAUUUCCUGUUGGCCACCCUCCUUCUUUACGCUUGCUUCUUGUGAACAGUUUUACCGGCUUCUAACUCCUGGGCCUCUGAACUUUGUAUGAGGUAUUCUCUUAACACUGGGCUGCUUACUUCAUUCUUUCAUUCAAGUAUUUACUGACCUGGACCCAGAUAUUGUUCUUAUAAUGAAGGCUAAGAAGUACCAGGUACCUGCUGAAGUGAAUAAGAGGGAUGAGACGGGGUGUGGUGGCAAUUUAGGGUGGCAAGGGAAGGUCCCUAACAGUGUCAUUUAAUCCGAUUGCUGAAUGAAAAGGAGCCAGCUCUGUGGAGAGCUGGGAAGUGUAUUUUGGGCAGAGGGAACAACAAAGACAGUGGCUUAGAAUCAUGGAAUGCCUGCGUUGUUCUGGGAGCUCAUAAAAGGUCACUGUGACCGGAGUCUCCUGUGUGCAGCUGGGGGAGGGAGGGGCUGCACAGCUCCGGGACAGGGGUCUGCUAGGUCACUGUGCGGAGGCAAGGCUUCAUUCCAGCAUCCUGAGCAGCCGCUGAAGGGUCUUAAGCAGGAGUGCAAGAACUGGGAUUGCUCAUUUAGAAAGUGGAUGUGUGGGAUAACAUGUCCAGUGUGUCCGAGGAGAGAAGAAAAAGGCAGCAGAACAUUAAGGAAGGACUGCAGUUCAUACAGUCGCCCCUGUCAUAUCCAGGAACACAGGAGCAAUAUGCGGUAUAUUUGCAUGCUCUCGUGAGAAAUCUUUUUAAUGAAGGAAAUGACGUUUAUCGGGAACGUGAUUGGAACAACUCGAUAAGCCAAUACACAGAAGCUUUGAAUAUAGCUGAUUAUGCAAAGUCUGAAGAAAUUUUAAUCCCCAAAGAAAUAAUUGAAAAACUAUAUAUAAAUCGUAUUGCCUGCUAUUCUAAUAUGGGUUGCCAUGAUAAAGUUUUGGAAGACUGCAAUAUAGUCCUCAGUUUAAAUGCCAGUAACUGCAAAGCCCUGUAUCGGAAAUCUAAGGCUUUAAGUGAUUUAGGAAGAUACAGAAAGGCUUAUGAUGCUGUAGCAAAGUGCUCCUUAGCAGUGCCUCAGGAUGAGCAUGUAAUAAAACUAACUCAAGAACUAGCUCAGAAAUUGGGAUUUAAAAUAAGAAAAGCAUAUGUCAGAGCUGAGCUCUCAUUAAAAUCAGUUCCUGGGGAUGGUGCUACCAAGGCUUUGAACUACUCUGUGGAAGAUAUCGAGCCAGAUUUAUUAACUCCAAGGCAAGAAGCAGUUCCUGUCGUCUCUUUACCUGCAUCCAGUUUUUCUCAUGAAGUUGGAAGUGAGCUGGCCUCAGUUCCCGUGAUGCCCUUAACUUCUGUUUUGCCACUGCAAGUGGAAGGGAGUGCUCUGCCAUCUUCUGCAGUGCUGGCAAAUGGAGGAAAGAUGCCCUUCACUAUGCCGGAAGCUUUUCUAGAUGAUGGAGAUAUGGUUCUUGGAGAUGAACUAGAUGACCUCCUUGAUUCUGCACCUGAAACUAAUGAAACUGUUAUGCCAUCAUCGUUAGUCCGAGGACCCCUUCAGACAGCCAGUGUCUCUCCUAGCAUGCCCUUUUCGGCAUCUCUGUUAGGAACCUUACCCAUUGGUGCGAGGUAUGCUCCUCCACCCUCCUUCUCAGAAUUGUAUCCAUCUUUGACUUCAUCCUUAGAAGAUUUUUGUUCUUCUUUAAAUUCAUUUUCAAUGAGUGAAUCAAAACGAGAUCUGUCCACCUCAACUUCUAGAGAGGGAACACCGCUUAACAACAGUAAUUCUUCCCUUUUACUUAUGAAUGGACCAGGUAGUUUGUUUGCUUCUGAAAAUUUCCUGGGAAUUUCAAAUCAGCCUAGAAAUGACUUUGGAAACUUUUUUGGAAGUGCAGUUACCAAACCAUCUUCAUCAGUGACCCCAAGACAUCCCCUUGAAGGAACCCAUGAAUUGAGACAAGCUUGCCAGAUCUGUUUUGUAAAAUCAGGUCCCAAGUUAAUGGAUUUCACUUACCAUGCUAAUAUAGAUCAUAAAUGUAAGAAAGAUAUUUUAAUUGGUAGGAUAAAGAAUGUUGAAGAUAAAUCAUGGAAAAAAAUACGUCCAAGACCAACAAAAACAAAUUAUGAAGGACCAUAUUACAUAUGUAAAGAUGUUGCUGCUGAGGAGGAAUGUCGAUAUUCAGGCCACUGCACAUUUGCUUAUUGCCAAGAGGAAAUAGAUGUAUGGACGCUGGAGCGGAAGGGGGCUUUCAGCCGUGAGGCGUUCUUUGGCGGCAAUGGAAAGAUUAACCUUACUGUAUUCAAACUUCUCCAGGAACAUCUUGGAGAAUUUAUAUUCCUAUGUGAGAAAUGUUUUGAUCAUAAGCCUAGAAUGAUAAGUAAAAGAAAUAAAGAUAAUUCUACUGCUUGUUCUCACCCGGUUACAAAGCAUGAGUUUGAAGACAAUAAGUGCCUUGUCCACAUUUUGCGAGAGACAACAGUAAAAUACUCCAAAAUACGUUCUUUUCAUGGUCAGUGUCAGCUUGAUUUAUGUCGACAUGAGGUUCGGUAUGGCUGUUUAAGGGAAGAUGAGUGCUUUUAUGCCCAUAGUCUUGUGGAGCUGAAAGUCUGGAUUAUGCAAAAUGAAACAGGUAUAUCACAUGAUGCUAUUGCUCAAGAAUCUAAACGAUAUUGGCAGAAUUUGGAAGCAAAUGUACCUGGAGCACAGGUACUUGGUAAUCAAAUAAUGCCUGGAUCUCUUAAUAUGAAGAUCAAGUUUGUGUGUGCCCAGUGUCUGAGAAACGGUCAAGUCAUUGAACCAGACAAAAACAGAAAAUAUUGUAGUGCAAAAGCAAGGCAUUCGUGGACCAAAGACCGGCGUGCGAUGAGAGUGAUGUCUAUUGAACGUAAGAAGUGGAUGAACAUCCGUCCUCUCCCCACAAAGAAACAAAUGCCUUUACAGUUUGAUCUGUGCAACCACAUUGCUUCUGGGAAAAAAUGUCAAUAUGUUGGAAACUGUUCCUUUGCUCAUAGUCCUGAGGAAAGAGAAGUUUGGACUUACAUGAAGGAGAAUGGGAUACAAGAUAUGGAGCAAUUUUAUGAACUCUGGCUAAAGAGUCAAAAAAAUGAAAAAAGUGAAGAUGUAGCCAGUCAGUCAAACAAGGAAAAUGGAAAACAAAUUCACAUGCCAACAGAUUAUGCUGAAGUUACAGUGGACUUUCACUGCUGGAUGUGUGGGAAAAACUGCAACAGUGAGAAGCAGUGGCAGGGCCACAUCUCCUCUGAGAAGCACAAAGAGAAGGUUUUCCACACCGAGGACGACCAGUACUGCUGGCAGCACCGCUUCCCAACAGGGUAUUUCAGUAUUUGUGAUAGGUAUAUGAAUGGCACCUGCCCAGAAGGAAGCAGCUGUAAAUUUGCACAUGGAAACGCCGAACUUCAUGAAUGGGAAGAAAGAAGAGACGCCCUAAAGAUGAAGCUCAACAAAGCACGAAAAGAUCACUUAAUUGCCCCAAAUGAUAAUGACUUUGGAAAAUAUAGUUUUUUGUUUAAAGAUUUAAACUAAUAUGCUGGCUUUUAUGUAUGAUACCUAAUCAGAGCAUUGACCAGAAAAAUUGAAAGUGUUCUAAGGCACAUAGCAGAGGAGCUGCAGAUUUUCUGCUUGUAUUGGCGUAUAUCGUUCCUCCUGAGCAGCAACCCACAAGUAGGUAGGAAAAUGGGCUGUUUCACAGGUCUGGCCACGCUCUCACGGAACCAUUGGCAUCAGAUGGUGAAGUGACUGCUACCCGGUUGCCAUCUGUUGAACAGACUUUUGGAUGAAGUGUGUUGGGGAAGAGGAUAAGGUUAUAUCUAGGACAGCUCUUUGAGUUGGUCCUUCAUAUUAAGAAUCAUGACGGUAAGAGAAUCAACACUUGUACUGGGAUCAGAAUACAUGAUGGAUGAAAUUCUUUACAUGUUUUAGCAGAAUGAAUUUGUUUAAUAUAAUAAAGUUUGCUACUUAUCUGUAUGUAGGUUGCUAAAAAGGAUUUUCUUAACUCAGAUUUUAAGCCAAAUAACCAUUUAACACUAGUAUUUGUUAAAUGGGGUAUUUUUCUGUAUUUGUAUGUUUCACUAUAAUAAGGGAAUUAAGGAUAAUGUGCAUUGAGAAUAUUUUGAAAAAUAAUUAAUUGAUUCAAAUUUUAUUUCUUGGUCUUUUGCUGUUUAAAUGAUGAUUUUGAAAGAUUAAACCUGUACUGUUGGUAUUGUGUUAGUGUAUGGACCAAUACUGCCUGUAAUAAAGAUUUUAUAUAUAGAUGCCUUUCA